GAGACCUGGAGAUUGUGAACAGUGCAACUAAGAAAAACACACGCGAUGUUGGUGUGACUUUUCCUACCCCAAGAUCUAGCCAGCCAAAUCGACGGCCACAGGAACCCUGGCAUUGUGUUGAUGGUAUUUUUGGAGAGUCAGAUGGUAUGGUCACAGAUCGUCAGGCAGCAGGAAGCAAGGGUAAGCAGAAGGGACAGCCAGGCAGUUUUUUCGUGGAGAAAAGGACGAAAAGGAGCAGGCUGCAUUUACCACAAGGAAUUUCAUGGUUCGUCCAAGCAGAAGACUUGAAAUCUGAGUCUAGGAAAGAAAACCAUUCCCAUUCCUUUUCUGGUCCUGGUCCCGCUUGGUUUGAACCAUUGACCAGCACAAAGCCUUGGAGAGAGCCUCUCCGAGAGAAGAACUGGCAAGAGCAGCAGCACAGCAACGCGAUUCAGCCAGCAGUUCCAGAAAGAGAUGCUGAGAACAGGUCCUUGCGACCGUUCGUGAAGCUUACGCUACAGGAGGCUCUGGCAGUGCAUCGCCCUGAUUUCAUCUCCCGCUCUGGAGAGCGUGUGAAGCAUCUGAAGCUUGUAAUGGAGGAAAGGCGGAUGCAGAACGUACUGCAGUCUGAACGAGAAGAGCUAUUUAAUCCUCCGGAGAAAAGAAAGGGCUACAGGAAUGCAAGUCACAUGCUGUCCAACAGAGGUUUUCCGAUUAGAGAAAAGAGAAGAACAAUUCCAAAGAGUGAAAUGGUUCAAAGAUCUAAACGGAUCUAUGAGCAGCUGCCAGAGGUGCAGAAGAAGCGAGAGGAAGAGAAGAGAAAAAUGGAAUACAACUCGUACCGCCUGAAAGCACAGCUUUACAAAACGCUGCCCUCGUCCUUUGCAGAAGGACCCAUAACAGGUAUUUGUGCUGACGAAGCAGUGGUGGAAGACGCAAAGCGUGGGAAGAUCCUGCGCACGCCUCCUGUGCUUGUGCGACUCGAUGUGCUGGUGGCCUCCUUCACGACUACGAAGAGCGAGCGCCUGGGAGGACAGGAGCACCCUGAAAAUGGAUACCGAGGGGCUCUCUCUGUCUGUAAUUCCACGGCUUUGCGUGCCAGGCUGCUGAUUUACGGCUGCUCUGCUCAACUUCCACCGAGCUGCCUGGAUCCAAGAAGGGACGGCAAUGCCCUCUGUUCCUCACCACACUUCCACGGGUUUAUUCUUUGA
Messenger RNA from Nipponia nippon (crested ibis), 1190 nucleotides. The record is from RefSeq and is a predicted model, not a curated record. NCBI's taxonomy places the organism in Eukaryota, Metazoa, Chordata, Aves, Pelecaniformes, Threskiornithidae.